This is a messenger RNA of Populus trichocarpa (black cottonwood), 1097 nucleotides long. RefSeq names its product vacuolar protein sorting-associated protein 60.1. Gene Ontology annotation, cellular component: multivesicular body. Lineage: Eukaryota; Viridiplantae; Streptophyta; Magnoliopsida; Malpighiales; Salicaceae. Bases 142 to 852 code for a protein of 236 amino acids. The transcript has 7 exons. Gene Ontology annotation, biological process: late endosome to vacuole transport via multivesicular body sorting pathway; vesicle budding from membrane. The record is from RefSeq and is a predicted model, not a curated record.
GAAACUUCCUUUAACGCGUAAAAGAAAAACAGAACCAAAAGCAACAGUCUUUACUUCUUCGAAAACAAGAAAAUCUCUUUGUUUUUCUCUCUCUCAAUUCUCUCUUUCAAGAACUUGAUCGUUGUGUUUGUUUCUGGAAACAUGAAGAGAGUUUUUGGUGUAAAAAAAGAUAAAGAACCACCACCUUCAAUUCAAGAUUCAUCAGAUAGGAUUAAUAAGAGAGGUGAAACAGUAGAUGAGAAGAUCAAGAAGCUUGAUGCAGAACUUGCUAGGUAUAAAGAACAGAUCAAGAAUACAAGACCUGGACCUGCUCAAGAGGCUGUUAAAUCUAGAGCUAUGAGGGUUCUUAAGCAGAAGAGAAUGUAUGAAGGACAGCGUGACAUGCUUUAUAAUCAGACGUUCAACCUUGAUCAAGUUGCAUUUGCUUCUGAAGGAAUUAAAGAUGCUCAACAAACUGUGUCAGCUUUGAAAUCCGCCAACAAGGAAUUGAAAGGAAUGAUGAAAACUGUGAAGAUUCAAGAUAUUGAUAACUUGCAAGAUGAGAUGAUGGACUUGAUGGAUGUUAGCAGUGAAAUUCAAGAGACCUUGGGUAGAAGCUACAGCGUGCCAGAUGAUAUUGAUGAGGAAGAUCUCAUGGGUGAACUUGAUGCUUUGGAAGCAGACAUGGCAAUGGAAACUGAAUCUGACGGGGUGCCUUCUUAUCUGCAACCUGAUAAGGAACCUGAUUUUGAUUCAGAACUGAACUUGCCUUCGGCACCCACAGGACAUGCAGCACCAGCUGGUAGAGCCAAUAAUCAGGCUGAGGAUGAACUGGGCUUACCUGCUGUCCCUCGGGCAUCUCUUCGUGGUUAGGCAGUUUCUUUUGUGAUCCCUGUGAAUGUAAUUAAAACUUGGAAGAACUGUAUGGUGCACCCUUGUAAACGUGCAUAUUUACCAUGAUUGAUAGGGUGAUUUAAUUGGUGUUUGGAGGGCUUUAGUCCUUGCAAUGAUUUAAUAAUAAGUACUGUGAAUACAUUUUGUGAAAAGGGAUACCUCUGAACAGUUUGGCGAUUGGAAUCUCCAAGGUUAGAUAUGUAAUGAAGUUGAAAUUUUUUACA